Molecule: messenger RNA, 2340 nt
Organism: Eucalyptus grandis
Lineage: Eukaryota; Viridiplantae; Streptophyta; Magnoliopsida; Myrtales; Myrtaceae
Product: wall-associated receptor kinase 4
Exons: 3
Coding region: 60-1556 (498 amino acids)
Biological process (GO): cell surface receptor signaling pathway; protein phosphorylation
Cellular component (GO): plasma membrane
Molecular function (GO): polysaccharide binding; ATP binding; protein serine/threonine kinase activity
Source: RefSeq, a predicted model, not a curated record
CAAAGGUACCAAAACAGAUAAAAAUUACGUGAGAGAGAGUUUGAGAGAGUUUUUUGGGAAUGAAGGUAGUGCAUUGGCUUCUAACGGUGGCAGUGGCCUGGUGGUUUCGACAAGACGGAGCUGCCGCCGUGUGCAAAAAACAUUACCAGUGUGGGAACGUGACCGUACCUUAUCCAUUCGGGCUCGAACCCGAUUGUAUGAGGUCCAAAGAUUUUUUGCUCAAUUGCACCAACGCCGAAGGGAGCGGUUUUCGACUAAUGUUGGGGAAUCUUAUGAUACGCAAAAUCUCGGUCGGGGACUCGACCAUGGUCGUCCGCCUCCCCGAAGCAUACAGGUGCUACAAUCAGAGUGGCAAGCUAGUAAAUGAAAGCAGUCCUGUGGCCAUCAAUCUACCUCCAAAUCCUCGGUACAGAUUCUCAGGAACCCGGAACAAGCUCACCGUCGUCGGCUGCAACGCCCUUGCGUCCGUGGCCGAUGAAAAAGGGACGGUCAAGAGCGGUUGCGUCUCCUACUGCAGCGGCAAUGUCAACUUCGCCAACGAGACCACUUGCUCCGGUCAAGGUUGCUGUCAAGCAUCCAUCCCAACGGAGCUCAAGACGCUCAACAUUAACGUCUCCUUCCUCGACCAAAACGGGUCGAACUCGGAACGCGGCCGCUGUGCACGGGCCUUCAUGGUGGACAACUGGUCAUUCAAUAUCUCAAACUUGACUCUCCCGACGUUCCAGGAUGUGGGUAACAACUUGGACCUUGUUCUGGACUGGAUGGUCGAAUCGGACGACAUUUGCGACAAGGCCAGGUCAAACCUGUCGAGCUAUGCCUGUGGUAAAAACACGGAUUGUAGAAACUUCGGGAAUGGACCGGGUUAUCGUUGCGUUUGCAGGGAUGGGUACAAUGGGAACCCCUAUAAUCCCUCCAAAGGAUGUAAAGCCAUUUGCUCAUUUGGAAAGAAGUACAAAGGAAAGAAGAACAAUAAAGACCGUUGCCCAAUUGCUCCUGGCGCCAUAGCUGGUGCAGCAAUUGCUGUGUCCGUCUUCGGCGUAACUAUUACUGGUUCUGUCUCGGUCACAAUGAGGUUGAGACUGAGAAAGAUCAACUUUAGACGAAAUGGAGGAGAGCUCUUGCAACAACGCAAAGUCCAAAUCUUCACGGAGGAAGAGCUGGCAAAAGCAACCAACAACUAUAGUGACAAUAAUAAGCUCAACAACGACCAUUCCAGUUCCGUUUAUGGAGGGAUAAUAGCAGGGAACACCGUGGUCGUGGUCAAGAAGCCUCAAGAUGAGCACAAGUCUAUAAUAAGGCAGGAUUUCCAAGAUGAACUUGAAUUUCUGAUGAAAAAGAGCCACAAAAAUAUGGUGAAGCUCAAAGGCAUAUGUUUGGAGACUGAAAUACCAUUGCUGGUUUAUGAAUACAUUCCAAAUGGCACCCUCUUCAAACUCAUCCAACAGAACGAGUUGACAUGGGAACAACGCUUCAAAAUAGCUGCUGAAGCUGCUCUUGCACUCAAUCAUAUGCACUCCAACACACAACCCCAAUCUUUCAUGGCAAUAUCAAAUUAGCAAACAUACUUAUGGGUCGAAACAACUCAGUGAAAAUAUCCGAUUUUGGAACUUCGGUACUUAUAUCACCAGAGCAUAGACAUAUCGUAGCCAUUCAGAAAAAAGACUCCCUGCACUACAUCGAUCCGGAAUAUUUAGUCACUGGCAUGCUAACAAUUCAAAGCGAUGUAUAUAGCUUUGGAGUUGUCCUUAUGGAGUUGCUCAUGGGAAAGAAACUUCAUGUUACGAAGUCUGAAAAGUCAAUCAAUACCAUCCAUCAUUUUAUCUCUUCCGUGAAGGGUGACACACUCUCCGAUGUCAUAAGCUUUGAGAGUGCUAGUCAAGAUGAAAUGAAGAAAAUACGAACCGUAGCUGAGAUUGCAGUGAGGUGCUUGGACCAAAGCGGUGCGAACAGGCCGGCAAUGAGCGUUGUGGCUGAGCAACUCGCCAAUGUCUACCCGAUCUCGACAGAUAAAGAAGAGGAUGAAGAGAAAGAAGAGGAUAAAGAGACCAAACGAGAAGUGGAUGCAAACGAUCUCUCGAGCUGUCUUUCCUGUCUGGGAAUGGAUUCCUGCAUCUGAUCCUUUAUUACCAUAGCGACAUGUCUGUCAAUUUGCCCGUAAGGACUUCUAGGGUUCAUCAUGUGCUUUGAAUAUAUGUUAUGUGUGCCAUUUGCUUUUGGACUUUAUAUUUGUGGAAGCAUCUUUGCAAGUUCAAGCGUGAGAAUUUAAUAUAAUAUAUGUAAAAGCCGUGUGUUGAAGUGGACUUAUAGGAGGCUGACAUAUAGCCUUCGACAUUAUCAUAA